Messenger RNA from Cryptotermes secundus, 5320 nucleotides. RefSeq names its product growth arrest-specific protein 2. Lineage: Eukaryota; Metazoa; Arthropoda; Insecta; Blattodea; Kalotermitidae. The transcript is spliced from 8 exons. Gene Ontology annotation, molecular function: actin filament binding; cytoskeletal adaptor activity; microtubule binding. The coding region runs from base 580 to 2010 and encodes 476 amino acids. Gene Ontology annotation, cellular component: actin filament. Gene Ontology annotation, biological process: actin crosslink formation. The record is from RefSeq and is a predicted model, not a curated record.
AUUUUGCCUGGCUUUCUUGGGGGGACUAGUUGCUCGUAAUGUUCUGUCGAGGUGAGAAGUUGUGAAGUUAGUCUACCGGCAUUAGUAGUAGUGUGUGGUGGGCUGAGCAGGUAGCCCACACGCCUGCCUCCUUGUCUACUAGCAGUAGGAGUUCCACUACUGCUGUUUGUUGUCAACAUGUACUCGCAGGCAGUCGCUUACGCUGUAGGCAUGUCCAUGGUUCAGCCCGGGUCAAACAGAUGAUUGUGUUUGUGAAGGUGUAUUCUCAAGUAAACAAGACAGAGUGUGGGUAUAGUGUUUGUAUAUAAGAGUAAGUGAGCGCGGUUGCACAGUCAGCUGUUUAGUUUUGCCUGAUGACAUUCUCAUACAUGUAUCAUUACAUGUAAUCAUACAAACUGACAUUGAAAAACUGAGCCUAUAUUUUUUUUUCUGUGUGUGUUUAUUUGCGAUUAGAAACAUUAUGUUACAAAGUUUCUCUCUGUGAAGAUGUCUUCAGAAGUGCUUGAAGAACGGUGACAAAAUACGAGACUUCAUUUAUUUAAUUGAAGAUAAUUAUUCAACAGGUGUGGGGAAACACGGAUGACUCUGGUCACGAUGGCGUCAAUGUUCCGAUCCACUCCGGGUCGGAGUCGACGUUCAGUGAACAGCUGGGGGCCCAUGUCCCUGCCGUCCGAAAUGAACCGCCCCGGGACUGUGCCUCCUCAGGGGCACCACAUGCCCGAAACAGAAGAGGAAUGCGUGGAGUAUUACCAGGAUCGCAUCUACUCGUCACAGAGCCGCCAACUCUACCCUUUGCAAGAAGAUCUCGCAGAUUGGAUCAAUAAGACGCUGGGGAUCGACUACAUCACUGGCGAGAACUUCCUGGACAUGUUGGAUAAUGGUGUGGUUGUGUGCCAUUUGGCACGAGUUAUUCAGGAACGUGCCAAGCAAGUUGUCGAUAUAGGAUCUGUCAAAGGUCCCAUUCCAACCAUCAAAGGCCGGUGUUGGGAAAAUGCUGCUAGGAGGAGUUUCUUCUCUAGGGACAAUAUGGAGAAUUUCAUUCAGUUUUGUAGGAAACUUGGAGUCCAUCAAAAUCUUCUGUUUGAGAGUGACGAUCUUGUACUGCACAAUCAACCUCGGAAUGUGAUCCUGUGUCUCCUAGAGGUGUCUCGCCUUGCAUCUCGCUAUAGCGUUGAGCCACCGAGUCUCGUACAGCUGGAGAGAGAGAUUGCAGAGGAAGAAUCACAUUCACAUUCGAACUGCCAUUCUGAUUCAGGGCUGUCACAUAGCUCGCUUAUAUCUUGGCAGUUCCAGUCCAGUCCUGCUGUUACACCUCGAUCCUCCCCGGACAAGAUACGACACAGCAGGCAAGGACGAAGUUCUUCAUCAGCAAUCUCAUCAGGCAGCAUUAGUCGAUGGGGUCGAACGCCAGUUGGACGUCCUCGUAGUAGUGAGCGUCACAGCCUGAUGCUGAUAGAGAGCUCACCUGGAGGUGUUGGUGCCAUGUCUCCCCAGCGAGACCUGCGCCGAACAGCCAGUGAGGGCAACACAGGUCCAGGAGCAAAUAGUGGUGGUGCCAGUGAUGGUGUACCCAGUGAUACGACUGAGGAUGACUGGUCCAGGGGCAGUGGUGAGGAUCCAGAUCUAGAGAUUGAUCAGGAACUUGGACAGGGAGACCACACAGAGAUCACCGAAUUGGAUAGGAGGGUUCAGCAGGUGGCAAGAGUGGCUCAGAGGCACUGUCAUUGCCCUUCCAGCAAGUGCAACAAGCUGAAGGUGAAGAAAGUAGGAGAAGGACGAUACAACAUAGCAGGCCGCAAUGUCUUCAUAAGGCUGCUAAAGGGUCGGCACAUGAUGGUCCGUGUGGGAGGUGGCUGGGACACUCUGGAGCACUUCCUUCUGCGGCACGAUCCCUGCCAGGUGAAGGUAGUAAACCGAGACUCCCCAACCAACAAGUCAUCCUCACCAUCGUACCUGCACAUCCGGGCUAAAUAUCGUAGUCCACCACCAUCAGAUCCCAUAGGACGCUAGCAGGCACUGCACCUGUACACAUCAGCCACUGUGCACUACUCACUGAAACAUCAUGGCACGCAGAUCAUGGCUUAUUAAUGAUAAGAGGCAGUGCUUCAGUUGAAAUUUGCUAAAAACAGAAUAUGUAAAGAAGUAUAUAAUAUGCAAUGUUUUUAUCUAAAAGUGCUUUUACAUCAUAACAUAAUUAUGUUUACAAGAUGGAUGGAAUUAGACAACAAGGAGCUAUACAUUCCUAACAGGACAGUAGAAUGUGGAGGCUCAGUUUUAUUGUUGGCUUGGAAGUUCAUGUAUCAUGAUACCAUAAAUCACUCUUAUGGUUUAAAUUAAGGUUCUUAUUCACAGAUGCUUUUAUUGAUCAUUGGUAUGCAGGAAUUAUAAAUUGAAUGAGCUUGGAUGAUUAAAGUAAUCUAACUGAAGUUCCAUUUAUUUAAUGUGGUUUACAGGUUUCCUUUCAAACAUGAAAUGAUUGAAGGGUGCCUUCUAUAUAUUUUAUGUUGGUAAUGUCCCUUUAUUUUAUGAUGGCUGCUCAGAUUCAUCUGUAGUGCAGGAAACUUGGUGAGUUCAUUCUUACAAACCUACCUCCUCAGUCGGGAGUGGGUCAGUGUGAGCCCUUUUAACCAUGAACCAUUUAAAGUGUUUGAAAUUUUGUGGGACAUUCUGGGGGCAAUUGUGGUGCCAUGUUUUAAGUUAUUUCAUUUAAUGGUUUAAGGCUUUCACAGCUUUAAGGCUUUCCACUUUUGGGUCUUUGUACUAUGUGGAUACGGGUAUGAUGUACUCAUUUCCAUGCCAGUUAAACUUAAACUUCAGUUUAAUACACUGAUCAGCAUGCAGGCAAUGAUUUGAACCAAAUAAAUAAGUAAAUAACUGAUAAAUAAAAUACAUUUACAAAAGAAAUUUCUAUAUAUAUUUUUACAAUAUACUGUAUGUAAAUGGAAUACAGUAUUAUAACCUAACUUAAUGUGUGAGUUGAUGUUAAAUUCUUUAAAUGUCUAGAGUUUAUCUCUUGCUUCAACAAAGGUGUAUUUAUUUGAUAGAUUUGAGAUUCUUAUAGCAGUAACUGGAGAAUAUUUUCAGUGUGAUAUAAUGCCAUGUAGCCUAGUAGAAAUCUACCACUCUUUUGGAGGAACGUCAGUAAACUUCCACCACAAUACACAACAUUACAACCCACAAGAUACUGCUCUUACACGUUGAUUUGUGUACUACAAUUUUAAUUGCUAUAUUUUCUUCUUUCUCUGCUGUUAUGUACACUCAAACCUGCUAUUACAUAUGUACAAAACUUUCUUUGUAUUUAAGUUAAUGCUGCAGGGAGGAUAUAAUACAAAUUUCAACUAAAGCACUCACAGUAUGAGCACCCUCUCACCUGGUGUUGCUGGUCACCUCACAUCAGAAGAUGUAGGAAAGGGAGAUUAACACAUUUUUGGAGACUGUAUGAUGUAGAUAGCAGACUGCCUAAAAACAUUUUUCAGUGAUUUUGUAGUGCUCUGUUAAUUUUUAUUAGCUGCAUUAACAUGAUUUUAAUGUAUCUGGCAUGAUGCUAAAAAUUACUUUUUAAAUUCUCUGAAUUAAGUUAUGUAUAAAAAUUUGUGACAUUUUUUACUUGUUAAGUUAAUGUUGAAUAAUUCCCAUAUCGAGUAGAAUUAGCAUUUUUUACAAGAAGUAAAAUAUAUACUAGAAAAUUAAUUUAAUAAUAAUAUUAUUAAUAAUUUUUUGUAUAAUCAUUUGGCAAUGAUUAAAAAUAUCAAUGUGUUUCAUACAUUUUCAAUAGUGUUUAUAAUUUUCUUUUUCAUAGUACAUAUUAUAUACAAAAUAAUUAGAAGAUCAGUAUAUAAGAAAUUAUACACUGUUGCAAAAUUUUGAUUUAACACGUAUCUUUACAUUGCCUAUAUGUACUUUACUGAAUGUUUUUAUAGCUUGUGUUCAAAAUAUUUUAUAGGAUGAAAAAGAUUAUUUACAUAACCUGGCAGCUGUUCUUAUUUCAGGCACAAGGAAAAGAGUCAAAAAACAGACUGAAAAGUGCAACAAAGAAAAAAACGUAACAUUUGCAAUUUAAAAGUGUUGGUGAAUAGUGGAGUGUAAAAUGAAAAACAGAACUUCAUUGAGAUAAGUGCAAUUGUAGAGAUGAGAAAUUGAAACAGUCACAUACAUUCUCCCAUAACUAAGUCAGUGCAACCUGGAAGGUUUAUACACCUAGCACAAUGUACUUGGUUCCCUUCAGCUUGAUUACUGUAAUACAUUCUUGUGAUUCUGUGUUUUUAGCUUCAUUAUAUACGAAGCUUUUGUUCAAGUUUAUUGUAGAAUACAAGGUAAGACUUUAUAAAUUACCUGUUUUGGUGUAUAUUGUUUGUGUGAUUCAAAUAUUUAUUGACAUACAUAGAUACUGUAUGUUUAUUAAAACUUCUGAAUCAAAGUUUAACAAGAGAGUACAGCUAAAAUGGAAGUUUGUUUCCUUGAAAUGCUGUAUCUGCAAACUGCCUUACUGUAGUAGUGACUUAGAGAACUGAUUAUGAUGGAGAAUGCAGAAUUAUUCAAGAGUAUGAUAUGGAUACAUAAUGCUUAUCCAAAAUGUUUUGUUUCCAAGACUGGUUUCUCUGCACUAUAGUUAAUUUUGCUUUAUUUCUGCUACAAUCUCAAUCACUAAAUGUUUAAAAGUAAUCAGUCAUCAUGCAAAGAUUCUUUUCUAAUGUGGUUAAUAUAUAUUAAUGAUUUUUCAUAAAUCUGUUACCACUGUGGAAUAGCAGCAUAAACAUUAUCCUGUAAAAUUACAAUGGUAUUAAAAAGACAAAAUAUAAUAUCUACUAUGUUCUCACUCUGUACAAAUUGUUAUGUGUUGUAUGUGAACACCUAAGUAUAUACACAUUGUUAUCAUAUCCAGCUUGAAAGGUGCAAGGGAGAAAUAUCAUAGUCACACAACAAUUAUUUUUCAGGAGAGAAAGUUAUGAAGUAUAGGUGGUUUUUCUAUGAUGUGGCACUCAGUUUUAAAAAAUGUAUCACUUGGAACCUGUGGAAUUAGUGACCAUAAUGUUUUGUAGAUGACAGCCAUCUCAUGCAGUUAUUCAGCGAAGGGUUCAGGUCAUUUUUCUUUUUUUUCCCCCCCACUUUUUGUGGGCCCUGAUAUUUUUUUCUUGUGCCCUUCACUUUUAAAUAACGAGUAAAUUCUUCUAGUUUGAUGCUUUGUUUAUUGAUACAACACUAAAUUGCAAGAAUAUUAAGGCUUGAUUGUAUGAUUACUGUCACAGAUUUUAAUUUGCUUUGAAUAAUACACUAUAUUUCAGCAUUAAAGACUGGAGAUUUUACCACUUAUACGUGUGUA